AUGGGCAAUCCAAUAUCUAAAGAGGUUGAUGAAGAUCCAUGCAACGUAAAACAGCGAAAGCUUUUGCGAGAAGCAGCGGAUUUAAAGAUGAAACGCGAAAUUGCGCUAGAGAACGUGAUGUGCGAAGACGAGUUGGCUAGGAAAAUCGCAUCUUCGAGAUACCUUUUCUGGUACACCGGCCUGACUAUUCCUCCAAUCACCAUUAUCGCUUUAAAAGAGUGA
Molecule: messenger RNA, 222 nt
Organism: Soboliphyme baturini
Lineage: Eukaryota; Metazoa; Nematoda; Enoplea; Dioctophymatida; Soboliphymatidae
Source: the annotation of a GenBank genome assembly